AUGCCCCGAUGCCAUCCGACGCUGCAGAAAACCGAUCCUGCCAACCGUGAGAUGGGCAAAAGAGCCUCCAUCGGCGCCGAUGGAGCGGCAGCGUAUCGCAAGCGGCAAAAGAUUGUCCACGAUGCCCCGGCCGGCGAAGACGUCUUGUCCGGCGACCACUUGCACCAGUUGAUCGCCUUCAACCAGGACCUGCGUCAAGCACGCCACGGCCUGCAGUCAUUCAAGAAGCUCCUCGACGAUGCCCUCGCCGACAAUGGCGACCGCAAGGCCAAGCUCGCCAUCUUGCAGCAGUACCUGGACAUGGUCAGGCCGCGAGACACUGGGGAAGAUGCAAUUUUCCUCCAAGACAUCAUGGACACGUGGUCGUUCGCCAUCCAAGUGAACGACGACGGUGUCAUGUCCUCAGUCGCUGUCGUCUUGGCUUUACUUCUCCGCGUCGUCUCCGACUCGCUGCAGCUCGUGCCCCACGGGCUCGGCGUCUGCCAGACGCUGCUUCAGGAAAGGCAGCUCAAGUCGCUCUCCAGAAAUCUGUCUUCUGAAAAGGGCAAAGGCUUCAUCAUCUCUCCCACACUGCGUCUCUUGCGAGAGGCCGUAUGUCUGGACGGUGGUGCGUACGCCAAGAGGAUCGUUCGAGCGAGAGCCCAUACCUUUGCCUACCUCUCCCGAAACUUGGAACUCGGACACUCGGGCGAGGGCCAGGAAGAUUCUCGGAAAUCCUCGGUGAGGACUCAUGCCGUUCGAUUCCUUCUGAGCUGCCUCAAAUACCUGCACUCUGAAGGGCGAAAGGAACUCCUCCUGCAGAAAGAGCUCUUUUCGCACCUGACAUAUUCGAUCAAAUCCGACCCGGACUAUCUCAUCUUGGAGAUUUUGGACGCGUUGAAAUUGCACGUGCUCAUGGACAGCAGAAUACCCCGGGAAGUCAAGUCCCGAAGCUUCAACAUCAAGACACUUCUGAGAUUCUUGGCUCUCUAUACCCACAUGGGUAGCUCUGAGGGCACAGAUGAGAAGGACAGUAUAAGCGAGAGGGCCCAUCAAUUCCUCAAAUACGUUUGCACAACCCCCGGUGCUGGCGUGUUAUAUCCUUACAAGGGGCUUUAUCCGAAGGAGUCAAGCGAUGAGCGCUCGAGCCAUAUGCCCAAGCGGCAAGGUGAGAGCCGCGGCGGUGAUGCCCACGACAGCCGGUUCGACAAGGGCGUGCCCGUCUUCAACUUUGUCCUGUCCGAAUUCGCCGAAAAGCUUCGCCCGUGGUCCAGCUUGAAACACAGCGAACUCCUGGUGGCCAUGUUCACAGCCGCGCCCGAACUAAUCUCCAACUACUUCUAUCACAAUCGAUCCUUCACCUUCGAGCCAAAGCUUUCCAUGACGUGGAUUGGAUACGCAGCCUUUCUCUUUGACACGAUCAGCUUGCCUCUCUCUGCUUCUUUUGGAGACCCGGUCCGAUUUGCAGACUCACCACCUCCCACGACUGUUCUACUGGAUAACAUCAUCCCUCCCGCCAUCAACCAAAAGGUGCUUGUCCGGUGUCUCUCACCCAAGUCUCAUCUCACGUCUUUCUUCGCCACCAGGAUCAUCGUCGCCGCUCUCGAGAAGUUGACCAUCGCUCUGAGGAUGCACAAGUCAACCUCGUCCCGGAACAGAGGCUCAAAGUGGUCCGAAGCCGCCCGGCGGCUAGUGGAUGCGUUUUGUCAACGGAUCCCCGACAUGAAGGAGGUUGUCCGAUGCUACAAGGAUAUUCCGGCGGAGAACUCGUUACACAAGACGCUCGCUGGCCGCCUAUUGCACCUCUACUAUAACGUGAUUCCGCAAGUGGCCCUGGCCGCGAAGUUUGACGUCUCGCCACUUUUCGUGCAUGUCCUCAAAGGCCUGCAUCAGAACGAAUACGAGCCCGGCAUCAAAGCGUUGAGCAUCAUGGAGCUGGAGAGCCUCGUUUCCAUAGCCAGCUAUUCGCCUGGAAUGAGGUGGUUUUCCAAGAUUGAGGGCCUGGGUGGCGAGACAUCAUUCUCGGCAUUCACGGCACUUGUCCAUCUUCUCUGCUGUGGUGAUCGCGACACCCCCUACCGCCAUCUCAAGAAUGCGCUGGCCGACGUUGCUGUUGAGAAUCAGCUUGUCUCCAGUGCCUCGGGGUUGCGGCCACUCCUCGGAGCUUUGCGGUGCGUUGUUGACCAAUUCGGCUCAGGAGGCGUAGGGGCCGUCUGGGGCUUCUUAGACAACUGCAUCAGCCGUUGCGCGGCCUCUCCUAUCAAAUACCUGGACCAAAUGGAGAGUCGCACCGCGGAAAUGAAGCUGGAGUCUGCAAACCCUCUUUCUUCUCUGCUUACCCUCGCAUUUGUUGAGCAGCUACCAUAUGCAACGACUUCUGGCGAAGAGAAAGACAUAUACAGCCUAACACGUUUUCUCUCGCUCUACUUCAAUGCCUGCCACUUGUGGGAAGGAGGUCAUCUCUUGCUCAACACACUUCAUCAAGAUGUAGACCACCACUUGACUUCGAACAAAGCUAAGCUGGCCUGCUUGGGGGACGCUGAUGACGUCGAGGCGCUGAAGACGGCCGAGCCCAGCAUCGACGGCGACGAGGUGGCUAGCUGGGCCGUCAGCGGUGACCACUCGGCUUUGAGCGAGUCGAGCUUGCAGGAGAUGCUGCACGCUCCCUGCCUCGAUGGCGGCGACACUGCGGUCCUCACCAAGUGGAACUCGAAAAGCGCCGAGGACUUGGUGGACGACGGAUGGGCGGUCGGGCUGGUUCGUCUGCUGUUGUCGGAGCAUACAAACAUACGCAAGGAGGCUCUGACGAGCAUACUGAAAGUGGCUGCUCGGGUCAAGGACUCGUCGCACGAGGAGAAGACACAGAUCUGGCUCCUGCUCUCGGAGCUCGCCGAGUCGUCCAAGGCGCAGGUCGAGUCAGGGCCAGUUCCGUCGGCGUUUGUAGCCUUUACGAUGCACGCGCUCGACGUCCUGCGAAGCCCGCUGCAUCCUCUCUAUCGGAAGGUCAAUUCAUUCCUGACCCGCAGCCCGGUAUGGUCGUUGGAGAAGCUGCCGCUGGCUCACGACAUCCUCCACGGAGAGCCAUCCGAGGACGACAAGUACUACUCGGAACUCGCGUGGCUUCUCGGCUACCUCUUGGACAGCCUGAGGACGGCCUCUGACCUGAGCGUCUUCCACAAGAAGAAGUGGCUCGAGAAGAUCUUUGCGCUGGGCAGCAACCCGUACCUGAGGUCGGGCCUCCGGACAAGAGUCCUCAGGAUUGUAUACCGGGCAACGUUCAUCGAGGCCGGGAGCACCACCCUCGUCACGAGGUUCGGGGUGCUCGGCUGGCUCGACGCGCAGCGAGCGUCGUGCGAGGCGACGGGCGAGGCGGCCGCGUACGAGGGCCUGAUGAGACGGGUGUGGGAGACUUGUGACCAGGAGCGGGUCACGGCAUGGAGCAAUGGGGGGAUGGAAGAGCUCGUCGCCAGGGCUGUUGGGCGACGGGCGGCCAGCCUAUAG
Molecule: messenger RNA, 3480 nt
Organism: Hirsutella rhossiliensis
Lineage: Eukaryota; Fungi; Ascomycota; Sordariomycetes; Hypocreales; Ophiocordycipitaceae
Product: nucleolar pre-ribosomal-associated protein 1 domain-containing protein
Exons: 2
Coding region: 1-3480 (1159 amino acids)
Biological process (GO): maturation of 5.8S rRNA from tricistronic rRNA transcript (SSU-rRNA, 5.8S rRNA, LSU-rRNA); maturation of LSU-rRNA from tricistronic rRNA transcript (SSU-rRNA, 5.8S rRNA, LSU-rRNA)
Cellular component (GO): nucleolus
Source: RefSeq, a predicted model, not a curated record